AUGACUACUCAUUAUCAUCCAGGCAAGACAAAUGUUGUAGCAGAUGCCUUGACUCGGAAGGCGGUAAGUAUGGGUAGUCUAGCCAUGUUACAGGUUCGCAAGCGUCCUUUAGCUAGGGAUGUCCAAUCCUUGGCGAAUAGCUCUAUGAGACUUGACAUUUCAGAAACUAGUAAGGUGUUGGCUUAUAUGGAGGUUGGAUUGAUCAUGGAAGAGGCUCAUAGUUCGAGGUACUUUAUUCAUCCGGGGGCUACUAAGAUGUAUCGUGACUUGAAGCAGUAUUAUUGGUGGUGCCGUAUGAAGAGGGACAUAGUAGAUUUUGUAUCCAAGUGUCUGAAUUGUCAGCAAGUGAAGGAUGAACACCAAAAGCCUGGAUGUGUGACACAGAGGAUGCCUAUACCUGAGUGGAAGUGGGAGCGUAUUGCUAUGGCUUUGUGGUGUCCAUCCUCUAUUUCAUAUUUCGAUGCUGAAGAAGUAUCAUCAGGGUGGUGCUCCUGUGAUUCAGUGGGAUUAAGUGUUACUUGA
Solanum pennellii is the source of this 522-nucleotide messenger RNA. RefSeq lists its product as uncharacterized. NCBI's taxonomy places the organism in Eukaryota, Viridiplantae, Streptophyta, Magnoliopsida, Solanales, Solanaceae. Bases 1 to 522 code for a protein of 173 amino acids. The transcript is spliced from 3 exons. The record is from RefSeq and is a predicted model, not a curated record.